Molecule: messenger RNA, 1402 nt
Organism: Olea europaea var. sylvestris
Lineage: Eukaryota; Viridiplantae; Streptophyta; Magnoliopsida; Lamiales; Oleaceae
Exons: 2
Coding region: 193-906 (237 amino acids)
Source: RefSeq, a predicted model, not a curated record
AACAGUUCACCGAGUCAUUAUCGGGCAUCAACAAUCAAUGUCCCCCGCCGACCUUAACCCAGCAUAAUGCCGUAAAAGUAAACAUUUCGAACACCUCAACAAAACUACAACCUCCCCGAAAAAGAAAAAACUCUCCUCGCAGCGGUGGCUCUCGGCGGCGUAAUUGGUGCUUAGCGGCGGUGGAACAGGUGAAUGGCAAGAAGCAACAAAUAUACCUCCCUCAACUUUAAUGACAUAUACGAUAAAAAGCUGAAUAAUAGCACCAAUAAUCGAAUCAGCAACAACAAUUCUUCAGCUAAAUCGUUCUCUUCUUCGGGUGCUUCUUUUGCGAAUCCGAGCAAAACCAUUAUAUCAAACUCGCGAAUCCAUGGCCACAUGCUUGUUUUGAGCCGGCCCAGUCCGAAACCCAUUUCGAUUCCGGUGAAGCAAUCAAUCGAGCAGCAAGAAAACAAGGAAAAGUGUUCUGUUAUUUGUUCUCUGACGCCACCGGAUCAAGCAAGGUCGGAUCUUGAACCGGAUUUAAUUUCGCUUCGUCCACAGGGACGAACUGGGUCAACUCCGGCGAUUCCUUCGUCUCCUUUGCCGUCUCCCGAAUCUCCGUUAGUGUCUCCGGCGAAGACUAACCGUUUCGUGCCUCCGCAUCUCAGGCCGGGAUUUGUGGGUAAGCAGGAGAAGCCUGGGCUUGAGAUUGUCAACGGUGUACCGCCUGGGGGUUUCAAGGGUAGGCAGGAUCUUGGUGGACAUCGUCCGGGACAGGUUCAGGAUCCAGGGCAUUACGGAUCGUCUCUUAACCGUUUUGGCGAAGACGGGAGGCCGAAAUCUGGAGGUGGGUAUGAGCGGAUGAGGAGAGGUGGUGAACCAGCAGAUCUGAACAGGCCCGGUUCAAGUGGGAAUGCAUUUUACUAAGCAGAGCUCCUUUUGGUAGAUGGUGUUUAGAAUUCUCGAUGCACAGUUUGAUUCUUACCAUGAACAGCAAUGAUAGUUAGCACUGCUAUUGUCAUUUGUUUCAGAAUGCUCCGUGGAUCUUCUGGCCGUGGUAGAUGGAUUAUAACCAGUUAGCUUUUUAGUUAUUUCGAGGUGAGAGGUUUGAGGCCUGAGUUACAUCUGAUGUCUUUCCUUUCGUUUUUCAAUUUGUAAAUCUGCAUUAUAAAGAAAGAUGGUGACUAUGGAAUGUAGAAUUUGCUUCUAUGGCUUUUUGUACUACUGUUUUUCAUAUGAAAAUAUCCUAAAGGCGGGUGAUUUGAUGGUAACCAGUCUCCCGAUUUGUACUGAAACAACAUUGUAUUUUUGUGUAGGAUGUGAACUUGAGGUUCGUUUUGUGUCACAGAAGAUGUUUUUCAUUUGAAGAAUAUUUGUCCCCAACUUUGAUAUGGCAUGCCCUUAAUGUUAUCGUGUGCUGUAA